Molecule: messenger RNA, 1215 nt
Organism: Penaeus vannamei (Pacific white shrimp)
Lineage: Eukaryota; Metazoa; Arthropoda; Malacostraca; Decapoda; Penaeidae
Source: RefSeq, a predicted model, not a curated record
AUGGAAUCAAAUACACCUCCUCAUCACUCCAGACAAGAAUCUUGGAAUACGGAAUUUAACACUACGACAGAGGGUCUAAAAAAUGAUCACCUAGAACUUAAAAAGGAUAUAGCACAAAAAAGAGGAACAGUGAGGUGUUGGAGAUCUAAACCUGAUGCAGAAAUGGAACAUUCUCGUCUCUUUCCACUCUGUAAAUACGUUUUAGAUAAGAACGUAGGAAACGUACCUCUCAUGAGCAGCACCUUCUCCUUAACUAAAGUCAUCCGGUCCAAUAACACUGAACCGGUGCAUGUGAACUUUGUGAUGCAUCGACAGCGAAUGGAAUCAUUCAUGAACUGGCCAAGAGAUAAAAAGAUACCAAAAGCUGUUGAUUUAGCAGAGGCAGGAUUUUUACGACCAGCAAAAACUUUAGAGUUACACGACCUGGUUCAAUGCUUUCAGUGUGGAAUAAGCUUAGAGAAAUGGACAGAGGAUGACAUACCAUGGAAUCAGCAUGCUUUAUGGAACCAUAUUGUUCACAAUAUGAAUUACACAGAAUGUCGACGAUAUCUGAUCUACAUUGAACCAGUAUUUGAACACGAGACCCUUUUCAUGUGUGUCGGUAGUACAAUCAAGACCUUCAUGUUCAUUCUCAUGUUCUAUGGCAUCAUCAUUCUCACCAACAUCUUUGACUCCUCGACAUCCAAAAUAUGGAUCUGGAUUAGUGGCCACAGAAUUCAAAAUUUGCUGCUCUUACCACCUGAUUGCAUUACAGCGAAUUUCUUAUUUAGCGGCAUUCUUAUUAGCACUGGGUUUGUUAUUGUAGCUAACAUGGGAACAGUGAGGUGUUGGAGAUCUAAACCUGAUGCAGAAAUGGAACAUUCUCGUCUCUUUCCACUCUGUAAAUACGUUUUAGAUAAGAACGUAGGAAACGUACCUCUCAUGAGCAGCACCUUCUCCUUAACUAAAGUCAUCCGGUCCAAUAACACUGAACCGGUGCAUGUGAACUUUGUGAUGCAUCGACAGCGAAUGGAAUCAUUCAUGAACUGGCCAAGAGAUAAAAAGAUACCAAAAGCUGUUGAUUUAGCAGAGGCAGGAUUUUUACGACCAGCAAAAACUUUAGAGUUACACGACCUGGUUCAAUGCUUUCAGUGUGGAAUAAGCUUAGAGAAAUGGACAGAGGAUGACAUACCAUGGAAUCAGCAUGCUUUAUGGAACCCAUAUUUCGUAUCUUAG